Cuscuta campestris is the source of this 1181-nucleotide messenger RNA. Lineage: Eukaryota; Viridiplantae; Streptophyta; Magnoliopsida; Solanales; Convolvulaceae. The record is from the annotation of a GenBank genome assembly.
CCGAGUGACCACCCAGCGCGUCAUUAUCUCGGCCGGUAUAAAUACCGCCGAUGAGAUAACUUGGCCGACAAUCAGAGAAGAAUUAGAACCGUAGACAGAGGUGCCGGAGAAGAUGAACGGAUUUGAGGUCCUCAGCAGCAGCGACGAUGGAGUCGUGAAAGGUGAUAUUGAGGAGGGGACUUUAUACCCAAGGCUAGGUCACGGUGAGAACCAGCUGCGAUGGGGGUUCAUUCGCAAAGUCUACGGUAUCCUCGCCGCUCAGAUCAUCCUCACCACCGUCGUAUCAGCCGCUACCGUUCUCUACGCUCCCGUCAACCAGCUUCUCCAGGGAAACUCUGGCCUCCUUUUGUUCGUCGUUUUCCUGCCUUUCAUCCUCUUGUGGCCCUUGCACGUGUAUCAGCAAAAACAUCCACUGAAUUUGGUCUUCCUUGGACUUUUUACUGCAUCUUUGAGUCUCACCGUUGGCAUGAGCUGUGCUAACACAGAAGGGGGGAUUGUGCUUGAGGCUUUAAUCUUAACCUCGGCAGUAGUUUCAGCUUUAACUGGGUACACUUUCUGGGCUGCUAAGAAGGGCAAAGACUUCAGUUUCAUGGGACCUAUCCUGUUCACUGGUCUUUUUGUGCUUAUAUUGACUGGCUUCAUCCAGGCAUUUUUCCCUUUCGGAUCGACAAUGGAUGCCAUCUAUGGUGCAAUCAGUGCAAUAAUCUUUUGCGGAUACAUUGUGUAUGACACAGACAACUUGAUCAAGCGGUUCACGUAUGAUCAGUACAUAUGGGCAUCUGUCACUCUGUAUCUGGACGUCCUCAACCUCUUCCUUACAAUUCUUCGGGCGCUAAAACGACACAACUAACUCCGCAAUGGCCCACCCAUGGCUUUGAGGAUUGUAUGGAAGGUGGUGGGUGGGUACAAUGAUUUGGCAGUCACAUUUUGCAUCAACAUCGAGAGAUCUUCUUGAUCCAUGCAUGGCUCGAGGGAUUGCACCAAGAAUAUUAUCAUAAAUAAGCAUGUUAUGGUUUUGAAGAAUCCUCACCUAUUUUAUUAGUUGUUUAAAACUUUUCAAAUACAAAAAGAGACGCCUUGAAGUUUGGUAAUUUGAUACUUCAUAUGUUUACUUUUUGUAAAUUAGAAAAAAAGUGCAAUUUGUACUAAAGAGGACUAAGACAUAAAUUAUUUUCCAAUGU